Messenger RNA from Talaromyces atroroseus, 1668 nucleotides. RefSeq lists its product as hypothetical. Bases 1 to 1668 code for a protein of 555 amino acids. NCBI's taxonomy places the organism in Eukaryota, Fungi, Ascomycota, Eurotiomycetes, Eurotiales, Trichocomaceae. The record is from RefSeq and is a predicted model, not a curated record. The transcript has 2 exons.
AUGUCUGGUGCUUACACUUCGGACUUUGCUCUGCUUAAUGACACAUUCUGGGUCGAUCUGCUGAGCCAACGAGAUGUCUCGGCACAAGUACCGAUCAACUUUGUAGCACGGCCUUCGAUUGCGCUUACUGCGGCAUGUUUCGGUGAUAAUAGCUACAAUGGAGAUGCCGCAUCCUUAUGCCUAUCGGAUCUUUUGACGGUUGGAUAUUUCCGAUUCAUCAUAGAUGUAUACUGGUCUCAUCAGAAUCUGCAAUGGCUUCUUUGCCCGGUUUCAUUUCCAACAUCAAAUGCGUCGAAUGGUUCCGAAUAUACGCUAGGGAGUUAUACAUGCUCAAACUCGUUUAGCAUCACCACGCUUCUAGACGUCCUAAACAAUUAUAUUCAGGAUACCAACUCGGAAUUGGAGUCUACGUUUCUUCAUGUCAUUAUCAAUAUGCAUGCGGCAGCCGAUUCUGAUAAUCCCGACGGGCCCGCACCAUCUUUAUCUGCCGCCAGUCUCCCAUCGGAAUCCUCAUUGCUAGGAACAGUAGCAGAUAAAGUGAUGGGCUCAUAUAUAUACACCCCGCCAGAACUCGCACAAGAGCGAAGAGAUCUCAACAAGUCAUGGUUUCACGAUACCAAGAUGUGGACGACAGUCCUGAGCGACUAUUUUACUACAGUUAACGAUGCUCAUGGAGUACAAAGUACCCCGGACGGGUGGCCCUGUGAAUCUUACUUGAUUAACAAAGCGUCUAAACGUUUGUUAUUUGGACGGGGCUCUGUCGAUCCUCAACUGCAAAGCUAUAACUUCACCGGCGACGAUGCAUUUAUCUUCCCGUCCGACGACGUGGAAGAUAUUAUCUCGGUCUCUAAUACACCGGAUGGAAGUGGACUACAGUCCGGGUGUUUCUUCAAUCCUCGAAACACGAAUCUUCAGAAUGUGAACAACUCUUGGGCGCUGGCCAGUGUAAACACGUCGUACUCUUCCUUCCUAUUGCAGAACUACACAUCUUGCGGCAUUUCUCCUUUGGUAAAUGAGACGCUAUACGGACAAACAGCCGACGCCAAUAUUGAUCCGUAUCGGAAUUUGUCCAUGUCAGCUACGUGGUCAUGGGCUGUGGGCGAGCCUCGCAACGCUACCAGUCUUCCCGGAUACACUGAACUUACUGACACCAGUGAAGUGCUCCGAUGCGCGAUGAUGGAUCCUUCUUCAGGAGGACACUGGCGUGCUGGAAAUUGCUCAGACGAGUAUAGAGCAGCAUGUCGCGUUACCAAUGAACCUUACUUAUGGACACUAUCCGAGGACACGCAUUCCUUUUCAGGCUCAUCGAAUGCCUGCCCUUCGAAUUCCUUUUUUGACGUGCCGCGCACUGGACUAGAAAAUACAUACUUUUACCAUCAAGCCGUAUCAGAGGUGGGCAGCACAUCGGCUAGCGAGCCGAUUUGGGUAAACCUGAACUCUAUGGAUGUUGAAUACUGCUGGGUUCUCGGAGGCGCCAACGCGACUUGUAUAUAUACCGAGGGUUCAAAUGAUGUUGGACACCGAACUAUUCUCGUUCCUACCAUCGCGGCCAUUAUCAUAUUAACCAUCACGGCUUCUACCAUUUUUGUGAAGUGUAAUUCCAACCGAAGGAUUUCUCGAAGGAAAAGAGUCAAUGAGGGUUGGGAGUAUGAAGGUGUUCCAUCAUGA